AUGACCGAGCUUGUAGGUUCUCACACCGCAUCUAUUCAAAAGUUGGAGAUGCAAAUGAGGGAUCUCUCAAGAGAUCAAAAUUCGAAGCAAAAAAGCACGCUCCCAAGUGAUACAAUUGCAAAGCCAAAUGGUAGUGGGAGUGGUCCAACUUCUCAUUGUAUGGCAAUCACAACUCGAAGUGGGAAACUACUUCAAGGAGAGAAUGAACAAGUGGUCGAAGUGGAAUAUUCUGAACAAGAAGUCGAGGCACAAGUUGAGGUGCCAAAUGUUGUUGAAGUUGAAAGACUCCUGAAGAAGGCGAGAACUCAAGAAGUGAACCAUGAAGAGGUUAAGGGAAAGGUAAUAGAGGCACCAAAAACUCUAGCACCAGUUCCUAGACCUGCUCCUCCUUUCCCUCAAAGACUAGCAAGAAAGGUUGAUGAUAGCAAACUCAAAAGGUUCUAUGACAUCCUAAAGCAAUUAUCAUUGAACAUUCCAUUUGUAGAAGCAUUUCAAGAGAUGCCAGGUUUUGCUAUAUUGCUUGAAUUUUCACGAGCCCUUUGUGAUAAUGGGGCUAGCAUCAACUUAAUUCCCUUUGCUAAUUACAAGCAAGCAGGAUUAGUUAUGCCUAGGCCUAAAAGUAUGAUGUUGCAAAUGGCCGACCGUUCAAUAAAUCAACUGGUGGGAAUAGCUAAUGAUGUUCUUGUGAAAGUGGGGACGUUUCUCCUCCCUGCUGACUUUCUUAUUCUCGAUUGUGUUGUUGAUAAAGAGGUCCCUAUCAUCUUGGGGAGACUUUUCCUUGCUACCGGGAGGGCACUCAUGGACUCAGAAUAA
This is a messenger RNA of Nicotiana tabacum (common tobacco), 813 nucleotides long. Lineage: Eukaryota; Viridiplantae; Streptophyta; Magnoliopsida; Solanales; Solanaceae. The record is from RefSeq and is a predicted model, not a curated record.